Molecule: messenger RNA, 2734 nt
Organism: Tilletiaria anomala UBC 951
Lineage: Eukaryota; Fungi; Basidiomycota; Exobasidiomycetes; Georgefischeriales; Tilletiariaceae
Product: acyltransferase-domain-containing protein
Exons: 6
Coding region: 118-2634 (838 amino acids)
Cellular component (GO): mitochondrial membrane
Source: RefSeq, a predicted model, not a curated record
GGACAAUCGACGGUGGCUAUUCAUUUCGCAUCGGUUCCAGCUGCCUGUAGCGCCUCCAUCUAUCGGGCACUUGAAAGUCACCGCAACGGGAGCCCAGGGCUCACCGCAGGAGGCAGCAUGAAGCGUGCAUCCGUUGGUCGUGGGGAUGCAGCCUCUGCAGCGCUCUCAUCACCCUCGUCUGCCUCUUCCUGCUCCUUGCUGGAGCCGUCUGUGCUGGAUUCCGCUUCGACCUCGCAGUCUGGUGCUCCAAUACGCCAGCGGACCCUAGACUUGAUCGAUCAUAUAGACGUCAAUUCUCCUGAUGUCCGUGGCAGCAUCGACGGCUCCGAAGGAGAGCAAAAUGACCUCAACGUCGUCGCCGCGUACAAGGCCCACUUUCGAGAGGACCCGGUCGCAUUCUUGCAGCAAGUCUGGGCUUAUGGACAAGGCGAGGGAUGGAGAGGAUACACAGACUACAUAGGCACCCCCAUCUUGUACCCAUCUUCAUCUACCGAAGCCAUCCACGGCGUGCUGACGAGCGAAGCGGUGCGCAUGCGAAUUCAGGUUCUCGUAUCCAAGCGUCUUGACAGGCUCCUUCCCGACUCGCACGCUCCUGCCGAUGACAAGGAACGCAAGCAAUACUUUGUCUUUCGCGAGCGCAGGCGACGCGAGAUGGAAGCCCAACUGACCGAUGUUGCGGCAGCCAUGAUGGAAAAGUCGGCAGCAAGGCUUGAUAGCCUUCCUUUCCUAAAGGUCUUUGCCGCCAGUGUCAACAACAUCUUGGCGAGGAUGUACAACCAGGGUAUUCACAUCUCGGCACCCGAGGUCAUGAAUCUCCGCAGGGCAGCAGCUCAUGCGGCCGAAAAGAAACAAAGCCUGAUCUUUCUUCCAGCACACAAAAGCCACAUCGACUAUCUCACAGUCAGCUGGCUAAUGUUCCGUCUAGGGAUUGCCUUGCCGCACAUUGUCGCCGGCGAGAAUCUGGACAUUCCAGUUGUGGGACAAAUUCUUCGCAGGGGAGGUGCCUUCUUUAUCAGGAGGCAGUUCAAGGGGGAUGAACUUUAUCCGAUCGUCAUUCGUGAAUAUAUCGAGCAACUCCUCGCAGCGGGAAAGAAUAUCGAAUGCUUCAUCGAGGGCACGCGCUCGAGAACGGGAAAGCUCUUACCUCCCAAGCUAGGAAUCCUCAAGUAUAUUGUAGACGGCUUGAUGGACGGACGCACGAACGAUGUCUGGAUCUGUCCCAUAUCGUUACAGUACGACAGUGUCAUCGAGAGCGAGACGUACGUCUCGGAACUACUGGGAAAACCAAAAGAAAGCGAGACACUACUCGGGCUGCUAAGCGGUAGCUCCAGCUUAUUGCAGCUAAAAAUGGGAAGGAUCGACAUCCGCUUCCAGCAGCCUUGGUCGCUCAAAGGCUUCAUGGAGGAGCAACGCGAGCGUCGUGACAUUGCACAGCAUCCUGGCUCGCCCGCCAUUCCGUUUGACGCCAAGAACAGGCCUCAGCACAAGCUUAUCCUCCUCAAAGCGCUCGGCUACCGCAUCUUGGCCGAUAUCAACAGCGCAUCGGUCGUCAUGCCCGCAGCCCUCGUCGGAACAGUUAUCCUCACGCUGCGCGGUCGCGGCGUCGGACGUCGCGAGUUAAUUCGCCGCGUCGAGUGGCUGCGCUCAGCCAUUCUGGCGAAAGGCUACCGUGUCGCCGACUUUGGGCAGAUGUCGAUAGGUGAAGUAGUCGAUCGCACGCUCGGCCUCAUGAAGGACCUCAUCUUUGAGCACAAGGACGUCAUGGAGCCGACAUUCGAGCCCAUCAGGCGCUUUGAGCUCUCGUUCUACCGCAACCAGGUCAUGCACGUCUUCGUCUCUGAGAGUCUGGCAUCCGCCACGCUCUACACGGCCGUCAAGCAAGGCGGCGCAGCGCCCAAUCAGCGUCUGACGCGCGGCCAGUUCGACUCCGAAGUGGCGUUCUUGAGUAUGGUGCUCAAGAACGAAUUCGUUUAUGGGACCGAAUCGCUUGGCGACAAUGUCGACAAGACGAUCCAGACUCUUGUCCAAGAUCGCGUGUUCAAGCGUUUCGAGGACGAGACCAUCGGCCUCGCACCGCAGGAGAGGGACAUUGGACGGGAAAACUUUGACACUUACUUGUUCAUGGUCUGGCCUUUCAUUGAGGGCUACUGGUUGGCAGCCUGCGCUUUAGUGUGCCUGACGCCGAUUCCAGAGAAUGCGGGAGCGGCUGGCUCGACUGCCUGGUUCGCGUCCAAGGACUUUGAGAAGCGCGCGCAGCUCUUUGGCAAAACGCUCUACCAGCAAGGCGAGCUGAGCUAUCUGGAGGCGAUCAACGUCGCUGUGCUGCAGCAAGCGUUUGGGCGAUACGAGGAGCUGGGCAUGAUCAUCCGUAAACCGUCGAACGCAGUCAAGCCCAUCCCGCUCGUGGCGCUGCAUCCGGACUGGAGACCUACAUGGAAGGAAGGUCAGCUGCAGCCUACUGGAAAGCUCUGGGAGCACCUGGAAAGACUUGGUCGCUUCAGAAGAGAAGGCAAAGAUCGGAGAGAGCAGCUCGUCAGCCGCAAGAUCUUACAGCACGCCAAUGGCAAUGCUCCGCCCGUCGUCGAGUGGACCAAGGAACAAGAGCGGUGGGCAGAGGACCGCGCGCACCUAUGAAAUAUUUAGUUCUACAAUCAGCGCCCUUUGAUUGCUUGUGUUUCAUUUGCUUUAAAUGGUAUGAAUCGUAGGAGUAUGGAAUUGAACGAUACCAUGCGAC